AUGGUAUAUGCCUUUGAUACAGAAAACUUUACAUGGUGUAUUCCUAAUAUUAGCGGAAUGAUGCCUGCUAGUCGUCAACAAUUUCAAGCUGUUAAUGACACUAUUAAUUAUAUUUUUGAUAAUUUGAAAUUUCUUAGGUUUGGGGGAUUUAUGAGUCAUAGUCCUGGUGAUGCACUUAAUGACAUUUAUAUUCUUGAUACAUUAAAAUUUACUUGGACACAAGGCUCUAAUGUUAAUGCGCCAACUUCACGUGGUGACUUUACAGCUACACUAAUAAAUAAUGGCCUUAUACUUUAUUUAGGAGGUGACAAUAUUAAUAUAUUCAAGAUUACUGGUGGUGAUGAAAUAAGUCCUAGAAUCUUCCACUCUGCUGUAUUAUCGCCAGAUGGGCAUGUUAUACUCUAUGGUGGAAAGGGUCCUACAGAUCAAAAUGAAUUGUUAGCUUCAUUAGACACGACUGUUAACCCGUAUAAAUGGUCAGCUAAACCUAUGAUCGAAAAAAAAACCAAUUAA
This is a messenger RNA of Dentiscutata heterogama, 513 nucleotides long. The record is from the annotation of a GenBank genome assembly. Lineage: Eukaryota; Fungi; Glomeromycota; Glomeromycetes; Diversisporales; Gigasporaceae.